Molecule: messenger RNA, 9740 nt
Organism: Caenorhabditis auriculariae
Lineage: Eukaryota; Metazoa; Nematoda; Chromadorea; Rhabditida; Rhabditidae
Source: the annotation of a GenBank genome assembly
AUGGGUAAUUUAUAGCGAUUUCGAUUUAUUUUAUAUUCUUCGUGGGUUUUAUGGAAGCGAAUCCAAAAAAACUGCUACUCGAGCCUCGGAUUCUAGAAUUUCAAUGCGCUUUUGAAACUUUUUUGACCGAUUUCUUUUCUAUACUUUUUCGUUCUGUAUUCCUAUGAAUAAAUAAAGUUCAUGAUAAAAUAUAAGAUUCUCUGUUUAGAGAGCAUUUUUUGCUCAUUUUGGUCCUUUCUCAGAAAGUACAUACUGUCCAUUUACAGAUAAAACAAUUGUUUUUUUUCUGAUCCCCAGAAGAUUAAAUUCAAAUAAAUUUUUUUCUUACUUCUGAAAAAAAACAUUUUCUUCAAGCUUCAUCUUAAGCUCGUCUGAAAAGCUGGAUCUUCUACAUCUUCGGAAUCCUGUGGACGCUGUCAUCAUUUUCCGCGGCAGGUAAUUUUUUUUUGCCUCAGAUUCAAAGCAGCUGAAUGAUGCUUGCGAAAAAAUCUCAUCAAUUGUUUAUUUCUACUUCUAAACAGCAGGACCUUCUAAUGCAUAUUUUUAGACGAAUGCUGCAAAAGAUCAAUGUGGGCCUAUUCAUCAGGAGACGCCAUGCCGCCUGAAUGCAUAACAUUAUUUUGUACCGACAGUGUGAUUCACAUUGAAGGCUCAGAUGACACGAAACAAACAGUUGUGAAGUUUCUCAAUACAGCUAAAAAAACGGGCCCCAUCGCGAUUCUCGACAACACCGUGGUAGUCAGCGCUGCAGUUGUAAAAGAAAUCGUUGUCAAUGGUCCAGGUACGACAUUUUCAAAACCAUAAAAAGGAUCUAGUAGCUAUUUUCGCGUAACUCCCAUCAUUUUUGAUUCUCGAAUUCCUUGAAUUCAUGAUCCCUAGGAUCUAAAAUUUAAAGGCAUAGGGGCAGUAAAAAAUGGGGUUUCAGGUGAAAGAAGUAUCUUGUAUUGUUUUUCUUUGCGAAUCCAACGGUGUACUCAAAAAAUUACAGAUGUGACAACUCUAGAAGAAAAACGCGAUUUCACUUUCCCGCUUUUUUUUUUGAAAAAAGCUUUGGAUCGGUGCUCAGACAACUGAUUACAGUAGCUGUGCACGCGAUGUUGCGGACGUCUCAUUAGACUCGCAUUUUGUGAGAAAUAACCGGCUAUCUGCUUCAAAUUAAGGGUUUCGUUUAUGAAGAAUCGAUUAAGAAAACAGGAAAACACAAUGAUAAUAAAGAAAACACAAAACAACGCUAUCCCAAUUGAAGCCUGCGUAAAAUCAUCAUUUUUCAACAAAGAAGCAUUUUUGCAAUCAAAGUUUGCAAAUUAUACAUGAAUAGAAAGCUUUUGUGACAGAAAGAACUUUGAUGACAACAGAAAAAAUGGAAAAUUGAAAGAAACGAAGAAAAAAGCGAAAAUCCGAAAAAAGGCGAAGCCUGUUGUCCAUAGAGCAACUUUACUGCAAAGCGCCCUUUUCGCGGGAACUCAAGCUUUCCUUUCUCCGAUUUUGAAUUAUUUUUUCUUCAAUAUUAGGAAGUUCGGUACGUUCCCAAGUUUACCGUUCGAUUUGCAAUGAAAAGCUCUACAAAGUACUACUUUGAACUGAAACACCGUUUUUUACUGCCCCUAUGCCUUUAAUUAAAUAAAUCAUAAAGUUACACAUGACUUGGAGGAACUGAUACGUAAAACUCGUAUAUUGGUAAAAAAAAAAAACAGCCAAUAAAUUUUUAAAACGCCCUGGAUGGCUGUACUGAAAUUUAAAAGUGUGAUUGUUUCAAGUAUGAGUUGUUUUGAAGAAAAAUCAUUGAAACUGACCUUGAGAAAGCAGUCUAACUAGGUUACUACUCGGACUCGGGUACGAGUUUCGAGUUGAAACUUUGGUGGCUUAUAGACCCGGGCAAGAGUACUUGAAAACAAGAGAGAUAAUCUGCUAAACUCCAUAGGCUUCUCAGAAAAAGCUUUUUGAAACUGAACAGUUUAGGACUGAAAAUUAUCAAAUUUUUGCUUUCCUCCUUCUUUUGGUAGGGACCGCAGACGAAUUUUCAAAAAAUUUUUUUCAGCAUCGAGCUUUGUAUGGUUUGAUAGCUGUUUCGAUUCAAAACUCAGAACCGUUUAGUUUUUCGAAAAAGAUUGAGGAUGAAAAAAGUUAUGACGAAAAAUGUGGCGCGCCGCGCACCAUUUUUAGUACUGAAAUUUUUAGUAUUAUUCAUUUUUGACAUUUUUUUCUCGAUUUUUUUCUUCUAGAAAAAAAGUUUUGAUACUGGUCUAUUAUGAUGUAACAAAUCAUAAUAGAGUGCUAAAAAUGAUGCUAAUCAGCUAUUUUGCCGAAAAAAAGUCGGUAUUUUGCAGAAAACAAAAAACUGAUGCUUGCGGGUAUCGAACUCGCGACCUAAAAAUGAAAAAUCGCAGCGCACGCACUGCGCCAAGCUGUCAGGUCUAGCGCGGGGAGCUUCCAUCCGCCUUACCCUUGAGCCGUUUAAAUAGCACAGAUUGUCUAUUUCAAAAAGAAAAAAACUUGAAGUAAUUUAGCUAUUUUUUUAUCAGAAUAUGUUCGCAAAUCUUUACUCAAACGUUUCGUGGAAAUUCACUUCGAAAAAAACUGUUUUUUUCAGUGCUUUUUUUGCCUCUUUUUAACGAUCGCUGCCUUAAAAACGGCCCCGUAAAUUUUUGGCAAAGACGAAUUUUUUUAUUUUAUUCUUUUUAAUUGAAAGAUUUUUUUACUAAUAAAUGUAUAUAAUCGUUUGAAAAAAACCUGCGUUCGACCGCUUUCGGUGUGAUAAACGCCGCUAAUUUUAUUCUCUAGUUUCAAGAGCAUUUUUUUGCGUAUCACACAACUUUUUCAAGUACAUAUGCUGUGGAGAAAAAAAUUUAAGUAAGCCCAUGGUCUAAAUUUUUGAAAAAAACAAAAAAACUCGAUUAUAUUCGCUUGUUAACGAUAUUUUUGAAUUAUGACUUUCGGCACUCCCUAAAAAUUUUUUUGGCAAAGACGAAUUUUUUUAUUUUAUUGUUUCAAAAUUACCGUUACUUGAAUCAAAAAUCAUUAUAUAAAAAAAGAAAGAGUGCGUUCGACCUGAAAAACACAUGAAAAAAAGCAAAAAAAUUACAAAAUUUUUUUAGUUCCAUUCACGUUUUUUUGUACGACAUUCCGCGAGAACGCAUCAAGAAAGCGUGAAAUAUUUUUUUAAACGAAAGAGGAAGCUUUUUCUGUACAUGUAUGUCAAAUUUUAUUCGCCAGUUCCACAUAUUUUACAACUACAACAAAAUGAAAGUUGAAAACCAAAAAAAAGCCACUUUUUCUAUCGCGAAAAGGGGCGUGGCUUUGCGGUCCCUAUCUUUUGGCUGGAAAAAAGUUUUUUAGAAAUAAUCAUAGCUGGAUCAUUCAAGGCGAUUGUUUUAAAAUAUAUUAAGUUAAAAAGCAGUAUUCUGAAAAUUUUCAGGUCUAAUUUUCACAUUUUCUUCUUUAUUUUUUUCUCAGUUCUCUAUAGGGUUUAGCAGAUAUUCUCUCUUGUUCUCAAGUUUUCUGACUUGGGUCUAUAAAUCACUAAAGUUUAAACUUGAAACCCGUACCAGAGUCCGAGUAGUUCCCUAGCGAGUCAAAUGGUACCUUUCUUGACUCGAAAAAAAAAAUUUGAAACGAAAUUAAUAUUGGAAAUUUGCCGAGAAGCUAUCCAGUCAAGCUAUGGGGAUCCAUCUCGUUUCGCUGCAUUUAGGCUCGAGCCUUUGAACCAGAAGAACUGUUUCGCUGCGCGCGUCAGCAUUGAAUCCGGCAAAACAGAAAAGAAUAGAAUGAAAUAAGAGAUGAUGUUGCCACUGAGCGAGAUUCAGCCGACACUUCGCAACACUGUGUUCAUUUCUUCAGGCCCAGCGAUCUAUCUCCGAAAUUCCAGCCUCCACGAGCCGACAGCUUUUAUAAAAUUAGACAAAAUAUCUGUCGACAAUCAUCUUCGUUAUUGCGAGAAAUAUGAUCUUCUGCGCCUCGAAGGUCCGAUAGGGAAAGAUCUAAGAGAACGACUGGAAACUGUUGCAAACCGAGUGAGUGCUAUUUUUCCUCAUGCUCCUGCAAUCUUCAGGCGCUGUGAGGAAAACUCAAAAAAAAAACCGCCCUAAUUUCGAUUUUUUUUUAAAUAAUUAACCACAGAAACGUGGUAGUUGUAGAUCUUUGAGUUUCUUGUACAUUAUUUAUUCUAUCGUUCUUAGCAACUUCACUCGGGAAAAAGUUUGCUACUCGAGUCUCACUAACAGUAGCAAAGACCUCAGCAAAAACAAAAUGGGCACACGUAAAAGGGCUUGAAGCAGCGCGGUUACGUCGCGGUUGAUUUGAGCCGUCAGUUCGUUAUUUAUCAGCUAUUAGGUUGUUUACUAAGUUUCUUUCUUUUUUGAAGGACUUUUUUUAAAAAAGUUUUCAACCAGAAAAGCACUUCUCACAAUUUUGCUUCAUAUAGUAUUUACUACUACAUAAUCUGAAGUUCAGAUUAAAAUUAACUGUACUACUAUAACACUAUGCAGAAAAAAGAUACAGAACUUUGUCCGAACUCGAAAAAUCUCGAUUUUUGGAAAGUUUUACGAAUUUAUUUUUUAUCUUACUUUUUCAAUCUUAUCAUUCGAACGAGUUACAUAAAACGUAAACUGAGGUCGUCUGCUUGCUCGUGAAAGUCUUCCAAAAAAUUUGAGAAAUGAGUUAAUUAUUCAAAAGCCAGACCAUACAAAUUUAUGAGUGGCCAACAUUGUUGAAACAAUGCGCGUCCUGUUUUCGUUUGAUUUUCCCCGAAGUAUAUUUGUAAUUAUCUAUCAGGUUUGUGGUUUUGAAAAAAACUAAAGGCAUAACAUUAGCAACUGGCAGCUACCGUGAAACUCGAGGAUUUAAUUUUACAGCCUUUUUUCAUCAAAAAAUUUUUAUAGCACCAGGGCAGUGGUUUCUAUGCACUCUCAAAUUUUCUGUUCUUUUGCUAUCUCUCAAGUUAAUAUAAAAAACAAGUACAACAAAGUUCACUGCAGCCAUGUGUCAAAGCAGAAGUGGUUCAACUGAGUUUUUCCGGCCUAAAAUUUUGAGAAACGGUAAUCAACUGAAAUGACAUCUUGAUGAACUUCUGGAGGCUCUCUGACGGCGUCAAACGUUUAGACCUUCUGAAGAAAACGUGACUGAUACAGACCAUGUCUGUACUAAAUAAUCACAAAAAAUCAAAAUCAUCCUCAAAGCCUUUCAUGAGAAAAGCGUCUAAAUGUUCAGCGACCAUGUCAUUGUCAUUGAUCACUGACCGAAACUUUUUAAAGAAAAAAAGAUUUUUUUAGGCUGGUUUUUUUGUUUAAAAAAAGUCAGCUUGCCUACUCUAUCUGUACUUCCAUCCUCCCUCGUUGUCAUCAACUACAAAACUUUUGAAUCAUAAAUUUUUUUAGAAAAAAACAAAAAAAUUUUCUAAGAGGGGUUGAAAUCGAGUUAGUUGCCCUUUUUUUGAGUAUAUCAUUGCUCGUUUCAAAGUCAGGAAAUCCAAAAAUUAACAGUCAUGUCAACAGAUAGCUGAGGAUGACGGGGGAAAAAAAUUGUUUGCUGUUUGAAUCCAAAAUUGAAAAGUUAUACACCAAGUAACUUUCAACCGAAAAAAGAAAAAAAACUUAGUAAACGACCUAAUACUUUCUCCAGUCGUCGAACGCAGCCGUGACGCGUCUCCCGAAGAUUUUUUUGAAAAGAUCGUAAAAUACCAACUUAGACGUUCUGUUCAGACCCUUGCCGACUGCAAAAAGGUGACAACGGCAGCACCAACAGCUGCGCCAACUAUUCCCACGGCGACGUCGAACGGCACCCCCGUCGUUCCACCGCAAUGUGUCCGGAGCGUCUCAGCCGCUCUCGCUGUCGCUUCUGCGAAAGCUCAGGCCAAAGCCGAAGAGAAACACUGUCAAUGCUCGUGUAAUAUCUCAAUUUCAAUGUUUUCAGUAUUUUUAAUGGAAUUAUUUGCAGCCGAAAUGAUGAUCGGAGGAAUAAUUGCGAUAGCGAUCCUCCUGAUCUUGUUAUGCGUUGCGACGUCCUGUGCCGUCAAGCUUUUUUUUUUCAGGAAGAAUGAAGACCUCGCUCUCGCGGAACAACGUAUCGAUUACGAUUAAAAAAAAACAUAACCAAAAGUUAUAGUGCUGUUGAGUGAGAUAUAUAUGACUAUUUGGAAAUUUCAAACAAGCUUUCAAGCAAAAUAAAUGAGAAUUUAUUUUUUUUUUGUUAGUAAAAAAGACAUCAUUUUCGAGCUGGUUCGAUUCUGAGGAAAACUUCAUGAAGAACUCGUUUUCCAGAUAACUAAUUCGUGAUCUCAUUUCAGUGUCCUACGCCGCCCAACUUCUCAACUCUACUAUUUUUAUGGAGUCUGGAAGAGAUAAAGCGAUGCGUUCGUUUCGAAAUUACCGUCGCCUUUUCGAUCAAAGUUUUUGCAGUUAACGGUUACAUGGCGGAUGGGUUAAUUUUGAAACGCACAGACCUGUGUAAGUAUUGUUGAGCGUCAAAAAAACGAUACACCAAGAAAAAAGGACAAUUUUAGUUUGGCGUUGAGCAAUUUUUGUGAUCCGGCAAAAGCGUGUUUUAAUGCACCGGAAUAAGAUAUUGAAAUUUUUAACAGAAAAAAACAACUUGCUACUUUUUUUUUAAGAAAACAGAAAUGCCCAUAAAAUUGCUAAAAAAAAGGGGUCAGUUCUAGACGUUGAGCCCUUAUUUUUCGAGAUCAAGGAAGCUUUGCAAAUCGAGUUUGCAGGAUCUCAAUCUCGUAGGAAAAAAAAAUAUUCAUUGAGCUUUUACGAAUUUAUUUAAACUUUCACAACUGCAAAGCUUGACUGUCGUCUUUGUUAGAUAGACUGAGCUGCAAACGCCCACGUCGGCGUUCUAAAAAAAAUAUUAUUUGUACCAUUUCGUCACCCUUUUUCUUUUCUUUUUCAGUGCGUCUUGUGAAAAACUCCCACGAUAUGGCAGCGAUCCGCAAAAAGAAAUUUGAGGCAAAUCAACCUCUAGACCCCAAAACGGAUCUCGGCGACAAAAAAGGAAAAUUUUGGAUACAACCACUGAUAUUUGAGCUUCAAGCUAAGCAUGAUCUGACGGAAGAUUUCGUCGAGGCAGCUCAAAAAUUUGAAACGGUCAGAAAGGCGCACGUAGCUGGUAGAGAGUUCGACCCACCGAAAGGUACUCGGAUCUGGUCGGACCUUCGACUGAAGGAUCUGGACAAAAUGAUGAUUACGAAGCUACAUGAACAGCAGAUUGUCGAUGUCAAAGCACAAACAGAGCAGGAUAAAAAGCCUGCGAAGGUUUUGAAGAGACGACAGAGAGGUGGAGUUGAUCCGCCUACAAACAGCGUUGCCAAAACCGACCAGCCCAAGAAAGAAGAGCCAAAGAGGAUGGAUGCAAAGAAGGAAGAUGAGAAGAAGAGUGGGGCAAAAAAAGAUGAGACAAAGAAAAACGAUGCGACGAAUGGUGAUGCGAAGAAAGGCGAGACGAAGAAGAACGAGAUCGGAAAAAAAGACGAACAGCCGGUGAUAUUCGUGGCACCAGAGGAUAUCGUCAAAAGAGUCCUCAAAGAAGAUCAGCCUAAAGAAACCUUCACGAUGCCCCUCGGCUCGCUGGCGCUUGAGAAUUGUCACCCGUUGUCUUUGACGACCCCUGUUCCGAUCGUUUACGAGUUGUUCAAGGGCAAGUCAAAAGCUUUACGUGAGUUUUUCAUUUUGUUGAGCAUUACCAAAUUAAGAAAGAGCACUUUUCGAAAUGAAAGUUCAAAAUUCCUGAUGGCUAUUAAAAAAUAACAAGGCCCACACAAAAAAAGCCCUCUCCACCUCAAAGCGAGACUCUCAAAUAAGACUAUGGCCUGAUUUUCUUUCUCCUGAAUCAGGAGUCCUGAUUAGAAGUUUGCGUAAAAAAAAAAUGUCAAAACAGCUAAAAAUUGAAAGAAAAGAAUAUUGCAGAGGAAACAUUCGCUGUCAUGGUCUUGAUACUCGAUGAGUUACAAGACUACUACCAAAUCCACGGGAAAGGUGUUUAGAAACAAGAAAUGCGCUCACUUCUUUCGAUUUCAGCCCUGGAGCUUAUUAAUCUAAAUGCCAGCGACGUCGAGGUCAAAGUAAUCGAAAAUGUGAGGGAAAACGCUUCUCGUGAGGCAUAUCAUUCCAACUUCCCGUACAAAUUGGCAAAGAAGUCUAAAAAACACGCAUUUGAAUACGUCCCCUUCCAACCUAUAGGUAAGAUUUCGCGAAAAGAAAGAAACGAUUUUAUUUUGUUCAUUUUUUUAAGCUGAAAGGCGAGAGACAAAUGUUUAUAGUCUUUUAUUUCAAACAUAUUAUAAAAAGGAAUGAGCUCGAAAAAUCAUCCUUUAUUGUUAUUUAGCGGAGCAUGACUUUCUGGAGUCGUUAAUGAACUUUUUCUUUCAAAAAAAAACUGCAUGUUUUCACUGAUUUCGCAUCUUUCUAAGUCGAAGCUUUGGGAAGAAAAAAAAAAUUCUUAAUGGUCCAGAUGAAGGUUUUGAGAGUCGGAACCAGCACAAGUUAUAAUUUUCAAGAAAGGACACCUCAAAGUCAAACCUCCCCCCCUAAUAUUUCGUAGGCUAUUUUCGAUUUUUGAGCCCUUGAUUCUCGAAAAAGAAGAAUUUUUGCAAGUUGAGGCUUUUAGAAAUUUUUCCUCGUAUAGCCUGUGUAACACGACUUGGAAUUUCACGGAAUAACUAUCCGCUGUUCCGCUGCGCGCCUUUGCUAAUCUUGGCCGCGCUUUUAAUUUUUUUUUUUCUUUUUGUCAAGGUACUCUACUUUCAUCAGCAAUAAAAAUCAAUUGAAAACGUGACCUAGGUUCGAAAGACGCUUCGCGAACGCACGCAAGGGAGCAGCGGAAUGUCGAUCGGUGAAAUUACAAGUCUUGGCACACAGACUAUAUAUUAAGGAGUGUUCUGGCCAAAUUUCAGCAAAGUAAAACGACUUUUCUUUUAAGUUUCAUAAAGAGGCACAAGAGCGUUUCAAAUCGUGGAAAACUAGCCUUUUCCCGUUCAGCAAGGUACUUUUCAGUGGGCUACGACGAGCUAAAAAGGUUGCGCUUGUCUUCCAAUGCAAAGGAAAAAAGACUCCUCGAGCUGUUGGAAUCUGAACACGCCACAAUGGCCAAUCUCCUGCACGCAGAGGGAUUGAACUAUUUCUAUUAUUUCAACUGUUUGUGUCUUUCCUCUCUUUUCUUGAAAAGGAAAUAACUGGGGUACAAAGUAAGGAGUUCUCAGAAACAGUCAAAACAGUCAAUUGCAACGAACACCUCGAAAUCGAUAACGUUACACCAUCGAUGUGUGGCUGUUUUGAGAGGUGGAGAGAAUAUGAUGAAGAAAAUUACGGACAGUCAAGUUAUUCGAGAAAGUUUAUUAUAACUUUUCAGCCACUGUAAAACCUAAGCAAGCGGUUCUUCCCGGAGAGCGAAUCGGCGACGCUGCUAAGAGAAUUUUUAGUAAGUACCACAUUGAGAUAGAUGAAAAAUAAUUCGUACCAAAUUGAAAUUUUUAGUUAGAAGAAACUUGGUUUUUUCUUAGCUUUUAGGUCUCUUACACAAAUUCAAACGAAAACUUGACCGGUAUCCAUUUUUAUUCGGUGGAAAUUUUUUUUUCAGAAACUGAAGAACGGAUGGAUGAGCUUACCCGCCAAUUGCUCGAGGUUUAUUACACAAACCAUCCGGAAGAAAAGCCCGAGAAAAGGAGCUUGCAACAAAGAAUGGAAAAACCGCCCGCUAGGAAGCCGUUGGAAGACAAAAACUCCAAGGACAAAAAAACAAAGAACUGA